UAUCCCGCAGGCCUAGCGGGUAGUGCCAGGGACGGGUGGAGGCGGAAGUGGCGGCCCGGGCCCCGGGAGUAGGAAGGAGCCGGGGCUGCAGCCGGAGUGGAGCGGCUGCUAACUGAGGAGCAGGCUUGGCUGCGGCGCCAUAUUGCGGCCCUAAGCGGCCGCGACCGAGUCAUGGCCGAAACAUAUGACUUCCUCUUCAAAUUCCUGGUGAUUGGCAGUGCAGGAACUGGCAAAUCAUGUCUUCUUCAUCAGUUCAUUGAGAAUAAAUUCAAACAGGACUCCAACCACACAAUCGGUGUGGAAUUCGGAUCUCGGGUAGUCAAUGUGGGAGGGAAGACUGUGAAACUACAGAUUUGGGACACGGCUGGCCAGGAGCGGUUUCGGUCAGUGACACGGAGUUACUACCGAGGGGCAGCUGGAGCCCUGCUGGUGUAUGACAUUACCAGCCGGGAGACUUACAACUCACUGGCUGCCUGGCUGACUGAUGCCCGCACACUGGCCAGCCCCAACAUUGUGGUCAUCCUUUGUGGCAACAAGAAGGACCUGGACCCUGAGCGUGAGGUCACUUUCCUGGAAGCCUCCCGCUUUGCCCAGGAGAAUGAGCUAAUGUUCCUGGAAACUAGCGCUCUCACAGGGGAGAACGUGGAAGAGGCUUUCCUGAAGUGUGCCCGCACUAUCCUGAACAAGAUUGACUCAGGUGAGCUCGACCCUGAGAGGAUGGGCUCAGGCAUUCAGUACGGUGAUGCUUCCCUUCGCCAGCUGCGGCAGCCGCGGAGUGCUCAGGCUGUGGCCCCUCAGCCCUGUGGCUGCUGAUACCUGUGGAGCCAGCUCACCUGUUCUCCAGGACCAGCCCUGUCCUUCCAGCUGGGGUCCAGACCCAGGCCCUUGGAGGCUGAGCCCCUCACCUGCCCUAGCCCCACAGAAGCUGCCCGGACACCUCUCCUCUUUCCCUUGCCUGGUGGGGCCUGGCUGAGGGGCAAGACUGAGCCACAGGGGAAGGGGGAAUCCGUACCUGCUGCUGCUUCCUCUGUCUUGGCUACCCCCUGUCCUCCCUGAACUCCUAACCAUUCUCAAAGAGUUCCCAAAGCCUGAGACCAAGGCCAUUUGGCCCCAGCUCCCCUGGCCCUGCCAUUGUGAGUACAAGUUAUUUAUUACCUGGAGGCCUGUCCCCCCCACCCCACCCCCAUAAAGCAUUGUUUAUACCUGUGUCUUGGCCUCCAUCAUGUUGGGGUGGCCAGAAGGGAGGGGAGGCAGAAGAGGUUCCUGAUAGAAGAAUAUCAAGGGUCCUGAUGUUCUGAGCCAUGUUUCUGGGUAGGACAUGGUGUGGAGGUACACGCUGACUCUGUGACUCAGGUGCCUGUUGUAGAGGGAGUCUGUCAUUGUGUACACAUUUUGUGAUUGUGUGCGCUGCAGACCUGCAUGUGUAUCAUGGAUGUCCCUGUGUUUGUGCCAUGAUUAAUGGUAUCUGUAGGCAUGUGUGUUGUUUGUGUGUAUAACACUGUUGUUUGUGAUGACUGUGUUUUCAGUGAUUGUAUUCAUGAGGCUGGUGUUGCUUGGGACACCAAACAACAUGAAUAAGAAUUCAGGCCUGUGUGUAAUACUUAUGCAGGUCUAAUGUCUGAACAUCCCAGGCAGUGUCUGACUUGUGUGUGUGAGUAUGCAUGUGUGCACCUGAGGUCUCGGUGUUUUGAUGUAAAUUUGGCUCCUUUGAUACACCUGUGGGUGACCAUGAACCCUUUCUGUGUGUGUGUCCCUCAGCACUGUGUGGGCCUUUGUGCAACCUGGACUCUCGUGCAUACUGGAGUCUGGCAUGUUAUCUUUGUGUAGGUGAACCGCACACACCAAAUGCUCUGCUGAGGACAUGUGAGGUCCCCUCCAGACACUCCCAACUGCUCUGUCACCCCCAAGUCAGCUUUAACCCACACCCAAGAGGCCUGAGUCUCUGCUCAGCCUAGGUUGAAGUGGAGGAGGCGGGGCAUUUAAAUGACCUCAUCAGCACAGUCCUUCCACUUCUAGUAGGAAGGACUAGAAUUUGGUGCUUAAAAGACAUGAGGCUAUCCUGCAAAUAUCUUCUGUGCAAUAGCUUUCCUAGGUUGCUUUAUUUUGACUCCCACAAUUGUCUCAAGGGGCAGGGAAGGAGUGGCUUAUGAUAUAUCUGUACAUCCCUUUCAAUGCACUCUCCCUCCUCUCAAUGAUGCUUCUCACGUUUUCCCUCCGUUAUAUAAAUGCCUUGUGUAAAUUA
Phyllostomus hastatus (greater spear-nosed bat) is the source of this 2242-nucleotide messenger RNA. It is a transcript of the gene RAB4B, whose product is annotated as RAB4B, member RAS oncogene family. The record is from RefSeq and is a predicted model, not a curated record. Gene Ontology annotation, biological process: Rab protein signal transduction; regulation of endocytosis. Gene Ontology annotation, cellular component: endosome. Lineage: Eukaryota; Metazoa; Chordata; Mammalia; Chiroptera; Phyllostomidae. Gene Ontology annotation, molecular function: GTPase activity; GTP binding. The transcript has 8 exons. Bases 172 to 813 code for a protein of 213 amino acids.